Molecule: messenger RNA, 1697 nt
Organism: Tribolium castaneum (red flour beetle)
Lineage: Eukaryota; Metazoa; Arthropoda; Insecta; Coleoptera; Tenebrionidae
Product: neuroblastoma, suppression of tumorigenicity 1
Exons: 4
Coding region: 165-1298 (377 amino acids)
Biological process (GO): animal organ morphogenesis
Molecular function (GO): receptor ligand activity; BMP binding
Source: RefSeq, a predicted model, not a curated record
ACAGGUGUUAUGAGAUCAAGUUACCUUACAAGAACAAGUAGAUUCUCAGUUGUUUCGUGACCUUUCACUAGCUAUCUUGAUUUAAAUGUUGUAAGGAGAACGGUUCGCGUCGCAAGGAAAAUCGCAGCGUUUGUGGUCCACAGCCAGCUUUGGAUGCGUGUACCAUGUUGAUUAAAAUUAUCGUGAUUUGUUCGGCUUUGGCGGCUUUUGCCGAACCACAACACAAGGUCCAUAAUAUUAUUUUGUACCCUGAAAAAUACUCCUGGUGCCAAACCACCCCCAUUCAACAGGUGGUGGCAUCGCCAGGAUACGAAUCCGUCACAAUUCACAACAAUGUGUGCGUGGGGGCCUGCUACAGCUAUAGCAUUCCUAGCACACAGCCGGCCGAACCCGGGGAACUACUGGGGCCAUACUGCGACAGCUGCCAACCGGUAGAAACAAAGUGCUACCAUGUCACCCUACACGCCGAUGGAAAAAACACCGAGGGCCCCAAAACCUUCCAAAAACGCGUCCAAAUCAUCCUCAAGUGUUCAUGCAUGUCGUGCGAAAAAUACCACCGUGAAGAUUGUGAAAUUACAGAUCAAACAACUUUGGAAUUACCCCAGGACCUCUUCACUAACAAAAGCCAAGAACCGAAACCCGAGGAACCCCCAGAAUUACUCGACCUUGUUUCAAAUAAGAAAAAACGUCCAAUACAUAAUUUCGAUAUUGCCAACACUACAACCGAGCAGCGCUACCAACUCAACGCCAAAUUGAUAAAUUUAUUGAAAAGUAUUCAAAACGAAGGCGAGGACAGUAAUAUAAGCUACGAUAAAGAGCAGUUGAGAGAGUUGUUGAAGUUGAUUGAAGGGUCUGAGGAUGAGCUGAGUGAUAAAAAUUUGAUGGAGUUUGUGAACUUCGUCAAUGUGCACAAUUCGGAGGAUUUGGAGCUGGAUUUGAGUCGGUUGAAGGACGUUUUGACCAAUUUCCAACUUUUGGAGAAACAUAGAGACUUUGGUUUUGGUCAGAGUCAGAAAAACAACGCCAAAAUCGAGCAAGAUUUGAAGAAAUAUAAUCUACCGAAAAGUUUCGGUUUGGAGGAGUCCCACAGACACAACCACCACCUGGGGGACGAGGUGCACGUGGGCCUGGACGUGGGGCACCUCGUCAAGGGCCCCCAUGGCAGUAUGGUCCUCUCCCCGAACCUCAAAGUCGAGGAGAAGCUAAACAUUGACUCGGAUCAUCUCAAACCGAACCACGACGGCGUUGUUAUCACGUAUGAGAAUCACAGAAAGGGCAACGAUAUUCUAACAAAUUAAUUUCGCAAAUUGGACGUUUCGAGAUUCUAGUCGUGUGAAAGAAAAAAGAUUUGCCGUCGCUCUAGUAUUAGAAAAUCUUAAAUACGUAACUUUACUGUCUCUUCAAACAUACAGCUUUAAGUAGUACAAAAAAAAGAAUUUUUUUGGACGGUCGGCCUCUGAAAAAAUCUAAAGUGUACAGUACAAUAAUUUUAGCGUCUACUAAUCCGGGCUAACAAAAUUAUUCGAUAGAAUCUGUGGUAUUUUAAGCUCUUUUGCGUAAGUUAUCGAAAUUGUAAAGGCUGUGUGCUUUUUUUAGUCAAAAUAUUUUUACUUUUCUUUACUUUUGUUAUCAUAGUUUUAUAUAUUUUUAUGUACUAAUCUGUUUUAACGAAAUAUAAUAUAUUCCAUUUCCAACUA